This is a messenger RNA of Planococcus citri (citrus mealybug), 1155 nucleotides long. RefSeq names its product gamma-glutamyl hydrolase-like. Gene Ontology annotation, molecular function: gamma-glutamyl-peptidase activity. The coding region runs from base 115 to 1059 and encodes 314 amino acids. The transcript has 4 exons. The record is from RefSeq and is a predicted model, not a curated record. NCBI's taxonomy places the organism in Eukaryota, Metazoa, Arthropoda, Insecta, Hemiptera, Pseudococcidae. Gene Ontology annotation, biological process: tetrahydrofolylpolyglutamate metabolic process. Gene Ontology annotation, cellular component: vacuole.
GUUAGAACACUUCACUUUGAAGCGUACUAAUUAAUUACAUUUAACCAUUUGCUCGCGUUUGAAUGAUUUGAAAACAUAUACCUACUUUGAGUUGAUUCAUAAAAAAAAAAAAUCAUGAAAGAAGUGAUAACGACGCUUUUGUUUUGUUUUUCGGUUUAUGUGAAUUCUGUUGAAUUGAACGAUGAACCUAUUAUUGGGGUACUAUCUCAAGAAAUUCCCCCUCAUUAUUUACCUUUUUUCCCAGCCCAUACAAGUUUCAUCGCGACAUCAUAUGUAAAAGCUACCGAAAGUGCUGGAGCCAGAGUAGUCCCAAUUGUCACUGGUAAACCAGAAUCUUAUUACAGAAAUCUUUUGAAAUCAGUAAACGGUCUCGUACUACCGGGUGGAGGUGCAAAGCACGGCAGAGGUAACCCAUACUACGAAUCAGUAAGAACAGUAUACAGAUUAGCCAAAGAGAUCAAUGACAAUGGAACUGUGUUCCCAAUACUCGGAGUUUGCUUAGGAUUCGAAUUUUUGGUAGUUGCUGCAAACAACGAUUCCAAUUUCCUCCGCCAAUGUGACGUGUAUUACGACAAUUAUCCGAUCAAUUUUACUCAAGAUCCGUCAAUGACCGCACUUUUCUCCCGACUAACCCCAGAACAACAUCAUACUCUGGCGACACAUAAUAGCACCAUGAACUGGCACGUAUGGUGUGCAUAUGUGGAAGACUUCAAAAGCACCAGUUUACCAGACAACUGGAUCGUAACAUCCACUAGCACCAGCUCCAAAGGUAUCGAAUUUAUUGCCAGUGUUGAACACAAACGAUACCCAUUCUAUGGAGUUCAAUUCCACCCCGAAAAACCAGCUUACGAAUGGAAACCCGGUCAAAAUAUACCUCGUGGAGAAAAAAUUGUAACUGCAAAUAGAUACUUUUAUGAUCACCUUGUGUAUGUAGCUAAAUCUAACUAUCACACAUUCGCCACUGCAAAAGAAGAAACCGAUUCCUUGAUUUAUAACUACCCAGCUCGUUUCGAUCCUGAUAUCAAUGGCACUACGAAUACUCAAAUGUAUCUAUUCUAAGAUUAUAUAAUAAUUAAUUAAUUAAUAAGGUAACAUGUAAAUACCAUUUAUAACUAAUCAAUUUCAUACGCUGUUCAUUAUAUAUUUUAUAUCAAU